Molecule: messenger RNA, 1347 nt
Organism: Alternaria arborescens
Lineage: Eukaryota; Fungi; Ascomycota; Dothideomycetes; Pleosporales; Pleosporaceae
Exons: 4
Coding region: 1-1347 (448 amino acids)
Biological process (GO): transmembrane transport
Cellular component (GO): membrane
Molecular function (GO): transmembrane transporter activity
Source: RefSeq, a predicted model, not a curated record
AUGACAGCAACUCGAAAACUUGAAGAAGACAUGACCAAAACGAUCGGCCAUGGACAACCAUCUGAGACACCUAGGACUCAACGCGCGAAUAAUGCACUCAAAGAGGCUCACCGAAAAGUGGACGCCCGUAUGCCAUACUGGUGUGCCUUCGUCUUCCUCACCAUGCGCAUGAACGUCAACAACAUUUCGAACACGGCGAUCCUGAAUAAGGAGGAAGGUACCGACAUACGAAAGCAACUUGGUAACCUUUCUUCAUCUCAAUGGGCAUGGGCUUUGAGCAUCUUCUGGUGUCCACAUAUGCUGUUCGAGCCGGUUGCAACGUUGAUGUUGAAAUGUUUCUCCCCAAGCAUCUGGAUGAGCUGGAUCAUGUUCACUUGGGGUGUUGUGUCGAUAUGUCAGGCUGCGACGCACAACUACUCCGGUAUAUUAGCUUGUCGCUUCUUCUUGGGGAUGGCCGAGGUGGGCUUUUUCCCCAGCGUGCUGUACCAUCUCAGCCUUUGGUAUCCUGCACACCGACUGCCGUUGCGUAUUGUGUUUCUGUAUGCGUGUGGCAUGUCCACGGGUACGGUCAGCGGGCUACUCGCGUAUGCGCUUUUCAUCAUCGAGGGUUACCCGCAGACUGUCGAUUUCCUGAGCGAAGACGAGUGCGCAGCCAUCUUAGCUGAUCUACCACAGCAAGCACCCACUAUGCGCGCAAAAACGUUUGACACAGAUCAGACCAAGUCUUUGUCCAAAAGCACAACCUUCCUCUCGUUCCUCAUGAUCUGGACAACGCACGAUAUCGGUGGAUGGGGCAUGUCGUUCGUUCUUCCAACCGUCAUCUACGAGUUAGGCAUUUCCAACACAGCCGUGUCUCAGGUUCUGACUAUACCACCUUUCGCACUUGUCUUCCUUAUACUGAUAAGUCUCGCAUACUUCAUCCAUCACGGGUAUCUCUCGCCUUGGGUUGCCGGUCUUGGAGUUGAGGGCAUACAGAUAGUAUGCUAUAUCCUCUUGAUCAACGUCAAACAACCAGUCGCGAAGUACAUCUUUAUCAUGAUAGCGACAGCAGCCUCUCAAUCUUCCUUCGCAAUUAUUUGGCCCGAGCGUGUACGUGUGGCUAAGGGUACUACGACAGCUGGACUGGCCAUUGGGAUGUCGAAUGCAAGCGGACAGCUCAUGGGCAUUCUUGGGCCCCAAAUCUAUCAGCCGAAAUUUGGUCCAACAUAUCGAAUUAGCUACGCCUGUUCUAUCGCGUUGAUCGCAAUGUGUCUGGGGGCUGUUUUGAGCACUUGGCACUUUGUGCGGAAGGGAGACGUCAAAGGAAUGGCAUUGCAGAAGACUGAAGAUGGGGUAUUGGUUGCGUAA